UUUAAACUAACAAAGGAAGGUUCUCCUUCCGGAGUUAAACUAUAACUGUUAUCAUCAAAUAAUCGUGUGAAUUUAUUCUGACUCUUACGUGAACAGAGCAGUGUUAAAACAAGGUACGUCCAGCAUUUACUGGUUAUCCAGUGAGAGUUUUAGGCACUGAACAAUAGCAGAGCGUUUUUGGAGAUGAAGUUGGUUUGUUUGAUUCUGCUAAUUUUAGAUGGAAUUACAGAUUCAAUACAUUUUGUUUUUUUGUUUUUACAUCCAUGCUUUCUUUCACUUAUAACAGAUCAGUUUGCAGUUGUGGGAUCUGCAGAUCCUGUGUUUGCAUUUGCUGGUGAAGAUGUGCUUCUGCCCUGUUCCGUCAAACCCAACAUCAGUGUUGUGGACAUGAAAGUGGAGUGGUUUAGACUUGAUCAGAAAUACUCAGUAGUUCAUCUCUAUGAGGAUCAUGUAGACAGAAACACAGAGCAGAUUCAGUCCUACAAAGGGAGAACUGAACUCAAUCAUCAGCAGCUACAGACAGGAAACGCAUCACUCAGACUAUCAGCAGUGACAGUGUCUGAUGAUGGACGUUAUAAGUGUUUUAUUCAGUCCAGCUCCUGGUCUGAUGAUGCCACGAUUAAUUUUAAAGUUGAAGCUGUAGGAAGUCCUCCAGUGAUCACAGUAGAUGGAUUUGAUCGUUCAGGAGGGCUUCAUCUACAGUGUGAUGCUGAAGGUUGGUAUCCUGAACCUGAUCUUGAGUGGCUGGACAGUGAAGGAGUCAAAUUGAGUCCAGAAACUACAGAAACACACAGAAACACAGAUGGAUUCAGUGUGAAACACACCGUCACUGUUCAUCAGAGAGACGGCAAGAUUCACUGCAGAGUCAAAAUGAAGCAUCACAUGAUGGAGACACUGAUCAGCUCCACAAGGAAUAUGUAUAUUUACUGGAGGACAUCAGUAACUGUGAUUUCAGUGUCAGUUGUGUUCACUGUGAUUGCUGGAAUACUGAUUGCUGUUGCUGUUUAUAAAUACAGAGAAUACAAACAACUACAGCGUGAGAACAGCAGUAUGAAAAGUGCUAUCAAUCAUUUAAGAAAACUCAUGGUGAAAGUGACUCUAGAUGCUGAAUCUGCUCAUCCUAACCUCAUCGUGUCUGAAGAUGGAAAGCAAGUGAAAUGUGGAAACACACAAACAGUGAAUGAGGGAAAUAACAGGUUUACUUAUUAUCUUGGUGUUCUGGGAAAGGAGGGAUUUUGUUCAGGGUGUUUUUACUUUGAAGUGCAGGUGAAGGAUCAAACUGUGUGGUAUUUAGGAGUGGCCAGAGAAUCUGCUAACAGGAAGGACUGGAUCCGUCCGAGUCCUGGGAAUGGCUACUGGACUGUAUGUCAGAGAUAUAAAGAGUAUAAUGCUUUAAAUGACUCUUUUUCUCUGAGUGUGAUACCUCUGAGGGUCGGUGUGUUUGUGGAUUAUGAGAAGGGUUUAGUCUCUUUUUAUGAUGUUGAGUCCAUGUCUCAUAUCUACUCUUACACUGGUCAGGCUUUUAAUGAGAAACUCUAUCCUUUUGUGUGUUUGGGGUAUUACAGGAAUAAAAACUUUACACCACUGAUUAUCUGUGAUGUUACUAAUGAGAAGAGUAAAUGAAUUUAUAUGAUCAGGUCAAGUAAAAGAAAA
Messenger RNA from Danio aesculapii, 1653 nucleotides. RefSeq names its product butyrophilin subfamily 1 member A1-like. Gene Ontology annotation, molecular function: protein binding. The coding region runs from base 184 to 1623 and encodes 479 amino acids. NCBI's taxonomy places the organism in Eukaryota, Metazoa, Chordata, Actinopteri, Cypriniformes, Danionidae. The record is from RefSeq and is a predicted model, not a curated record. The transcript has 8 exons.